Messenger RNA from Somion occarium, 1711 nucleotides. The record is from the annotation of a GenBank genome assembly. NCBI's taxonomy places the organism in Eukaryota, Fungi, Basidiomycota, Agaricomycetes, Polyporales, Cerrenaceae.
GUCGAGGUGAAGGAGUGGAGGUCCUGACUGAAGCACUGCACGCUCAUAGACGCCCUGAAAUUAGGCUCACGUGCACAACGCGAGGAUAACGCGCGGUAUUCGGAGUUCCAUCGAUCGAUUGAUGGGAGAUCGCAGCAGAUCGACGUGUGCUCUGGUUCCGUCCAAUCUCUUUCUCGUCAAUUCACCUCGUGGUCUUAUCAUCCUCUUUUGUAUUUAUACCGGCCUCUGCGCCCCUCAAAAUUCACAGGCAAUCAUGUCUACCGCUACGUUACCAGUUGUGGAUUUGAAUGUAUUCCUGAACCAACCUGCUGAUUCACUUGCUGUGCUCGAAGAAUGCAAGAAGGCAGCAGAGGCUCUCAUCACAUAUGGAGCACUGUUCGUACACGACUCACGUGUCUCAGAGGAAGACAACUCUGUCUUCCUUGACCUUCUUGAGGACUACUUUGCACAACCAGAGUCUGCUCUUAAGCAGGAUGAGAGACCCGAACUAGGAUAUCAGGUUGGAGUUACACUAGAGAACACCGAGAAGCCAAAAUGCGCAGUUGACGAACCUUGCUUGAACGUUAUCGCGAGACUUGAUCCAGCGGAUCGUCCCUUGGACAUCACUGCACAUAGCCCUGACCCAAAGUGCAGGUUCUUCUGGAAGAUGAGCCAGAAGCCACCUUACGAAACGCGAUUUCCCGCAUUGAAUGCGCCAAACGUCGUUCCGGAAGCACCUGAAAUUAGGCAGCGCUGGACUCCAAUCAUGGAGAAAUGGGGACAAUCCAUGAAAAAUGCGGUUGAGAACCUUGCCGAGAUGACCGCUCUUGGACUAGGCCUUGCUCGUGAAACCUUCACCGAAGCUGGUCGAUACGGCCCUCAUCUCCUCGCACCCACUGCAUCCGACCUCAUCAAGUAUUCCAAGAGGGAUACUAUCCUCGCAGGUUUCCAUACAGAUCUCAACUUCCUCACCAUCCAUGGCCGGUCCCGGUAUCCAGGAUUGAACAUCUGGGCCAGAAAUACCGGAAAGCGCAUUGCUGUCAAGUUCCCUCUGACUGGCAGAUAUCUCCUCGUUCAAGCCGGCAAGCAGCUGGAACACUUGAGUGGUGGCCUUAUCAAGGCCGGCUUCCACGAGGUAGUCGUGAAUGAUGCCACCCUGGAGGCUGUUGAACGUCGCAAGACCCAGUACCCAGAUCGACCCCUUAUCCGUAUAUCAUCGACCUUCUUCUGGCACCUAUCGUCGGACUAUGACCUUGUCCCUAUUCCGGCGCUCCGAAAUCGCGCACAACGAUUAGUGGCGGAUGCGAUGAGUGUAGACACUGUUGAUGAACAGACUGUUUACGAGCCGAUGAAAGUUGGUCAACAAGUACAGAAUGAGCUGAAACACAUUGCAUUGAUGGCCUAAGCUGCUACUAAGCUGUACCUUCUUUCAUUUUUUUGGGAUUAAACAGCCACAAUCAAUGUUGGAUGUUGUAUCUUGUGCUACGAAUUACGACAAGUGACACGGGAAUGAUGGUAUAUUGUGUACAAGACAGAAAAAUACAAUGGAACCUGAUAUGUUUCAGGAGUCGCCGUGAGAUUUGUGGUUGAACAGCUGUUCAUUCUUCGUCCCUUUCCUAGGACUCAAACGCUUUCGUUCCACAAGAAGAGCAGAUAUGAAGAUGUCAUCGAAGAUUUCAUGACCCGCUGCAGACACCCACAACGCAGUAGAUGUAGAUUGACCAUUAUGAAC